AUGGAAGGCCUAUCUCGAGAUAGGAGACUGGUCCUCGCUUGUGAGGCCUUUUAUAAGGGCCAAUUUGAUUCUAAGCAGGCGUGUGCGACUGCUUUUGACGUCAAGAUAAGCACCUUGAAAGGACGGCUGAAAGGAGUCAAAUCUCGCACUGAGAUAGAUGCCAAUUGCAGAAAGCUAUCUAAAAAUGAAGAAUUGGUAUUGAAGCGAACGAUCCUAGAUAUGGAUUCACGCGGCUAUCCUCUUACUAUCGCGAAGGUCCGCUAUCUCGCUGAGCUUCUCCUAUCUUCAAAAUUGAAGCCGAAGCGACAAAAUGAGGCCUUUAUUAGCGAGCGCUGGGUUCACCGAUUUACUCUUCGACAUGAAGCCGAAUUAAAGUCAAGAUAUACACAGCGUUUUGAUUAUCAACGUGCAAAGUGCGAGGAUCCCAAGAUUAUAAAGCGGUGGUUCGAAUUAGUGCAGAACACUAUACAAAAAUAUGGGAUUCUUGAACAGGAUACUUAUAAUAUGGAUGAGACAGGGUUCCAAAUGGGAGUUGUUUUAACUGCGAAGGUUAUAUGCGGCACUGAAUCCCGUCAGACGAAUGCAAGAUCAAUCCAACCUGGAAAUCGCGAAUGGGUCAUUUCUAUUGUUACAAUUAACGCUACGGGUAGCGUACUACCUCCGCAGAUUAUCUUCGCUGGUAAAAUGCAACAGGAGAAGUGGUUUGAAGCCCUGCCUGAUGACUGGCGGAUUAGCCUAAGCGAGAAUGGGUGGACAAAUGAUAAACUCGGUUUUGAAUGGCUUCAAUUCUUCGACCAAUAUAGUUAG
Molecule: messenger RNA, 807 nt
Organism: Aspergillus affinis
Lineage: Eukaryota; Fungi; Ascomycota; Eurotiomycetes; Eurotiales; Aspergillaceae
Exons: 1
Coding region: 1-807 (268 amino acids)
Cellular component (GO): nucleus
Molecular function (GO): DNA binding
Source: RefSeq, a predicted model, not a curated record